Caenorhabditis auriculariae is the source of this 3817-nucleotide messenger RNA. NCBI's taxonomy places the organism in Eukaryota, Metazoa, Nematoda, Chromadorea, Rhabditida, Rhabditidae. The record is from the annotation of a GenBank genome assembly.
AUGGGAAAGGUUCUUGGUGAGUUCCUAUAACUAAGUUUUUCAACGUUUUUUUCUCUGGUCAAAACACAAUAAUUCUUUCGAUCAGAGCGCAAAAAAGUUAAGAUCUUCAAACGAAAUGCGCAAAAAAGCUCUGUAUAUUGUGUUAUUGAACGUGACUCGUUAGUCCGAAAUUCACUAUUAUAAUAAAUAUUUUUGCGGUUUUCGAGAUGAGAAAUCAUUCAUGUUCAAAGUGAGCCCGCGAACUCAAAAUUUGCCGUCAAAGAGUUAUAAGGAUAACUGAAUUUUGGAGAUUCAGAGAUAGUUUUAGACUUCGCUAAAAUUACUUCGAGCGCGGCAUAAAGUUAAAAAAUCGUGUAAUUCAUCUUUUGAGCGGUCGCGAUUGCAAUAUUUUGUUUUCUGGCGCCAAUUCAAAAAUUAUCGCAUUAUUGGAACUCGUUUUUAGAAAAUACAUUUAUUUGUUUCUUAAAGACGUCUAAUCAACAAUUUUCAAGGAUGUUCGAUGUGAAUUAGUUGUUUCCGUAAAUAUAAAGUUUUGGAGACUUCAAGCUAUUCUUUUAAAUUCGUUAUAAUGCGCAAAAAUAACAGUUCGGUUUACCCGAAGAAUUUUAGAAGAUUCAUUAAGAUACGGAAUAUUUUAGCACACUGUUUUUUGUACAAUCUUUAUUUUAAAUUCAAUCUUCAGAGUUUUCAGAUGAAGCGAUUAUCAAUAAAUCGCUGGAGGGCCUCAGCACAGAUGAUAAAAUAAAGAACUUGACAAAGAAGCUUAUCGAGCUGGAUGGAAACAAUGCGAAACUCAAGGAGAGGACGACGAAUGUCCGUUUUUUACAGAUUUACUCGUUCAAAAAUGUCAAUUUUAGUUUGAAAAGCUGACCAAGGUCAAUGAUAUGCUUGAGAAGAAGUUGGAGAAGGCGAACCAGGUUGGUUUUCGAGAACUUUUGAUAACUUUUCAAUUCUUUUAAAAUUUAGGUUUUGUUGAGAACUGAGGAAUCGAAAAGUAAGCUGGAGGAGCUCUGUCGAGGGCUUCAGCGCUUGAAUCAGCAGGUAAUUUGAGAAACAAAAAAAAUAAUUAGGCCUGAUUGGCACUUUCCCUUUUCUUCAGUUUCAUCUGACCCCGAACUUAAUUCAAUCUACUGAAAAAUUAAAACGGUUUCAGAAGAAAAAUCGGGAAAGAAAUAGUAAGGUCAAGCUGCUGUGAAUUUAUUGAAGACAGAAGAAAAAUGAAGAGCGAUAAUUUCCUGUUUUGAGUAUUCAAGAAGAUAAUUUGAACACUUUUUUCAUUAUAUUUCCAAACUUUUUUUCGUGAUCAUCGAAAAAAAAAACGGUCAUUGCCGGAAGUUUUUGCAACUAAAAACCAGAAAAAUAGUUUUUUUGGGUCUUUUUGCGUCCGCCAUGGAUCUGUGUAUACAAAAAAAUGAUUAUUUGGUUUUUAGAGUUUUCGUCUUGUCAAAGUUGUGUCUGACAGAAAUUCCUGUAUGUAAAAGACUUAUCCAUGUUGGCUGCCUUCGGCCCCAAGUUCAGUUGUAAAUGAAGAAUUCUGUUGUAAAUUUUCCAUCUUUUAGAUCCGUGACGAAAGCAUGAACAAGAUGAAGAAACUGGAGACGGAACGACAAGAAGCCGUGGAACAUCUGCGGACGACGCUGAAGGACAUCGAGACGAGCAUGAACGCCGGGAAAGAACGGUCCGACGCGCUUGCCGAGGACAACCGCAAGCUCGCCGAGAAGCUGCAGGAGCUCGGUCGCGAGUACGAGGGCCGCGUCACCACCAUCGAGACCCAGGUUACAAGAUCGAAUUCUGAUUUUUCUAUGGCCGCGUUGAGACAUAACUUCAAAAAAAAAGUUCAACCCGUCUUUUUUCGAUUGCUUUUAUCCAGCUUUUUCUCCGAUCAAUCUCAGAAAAUCUCAUUAAAAUCCAUGUUUAACUGGCUAUAAGUCUUUAAUUAUAUCUCAGCUCAGUUUAGUCAAUUUUAAUUGGAAAACAAUCUAUAAAAUAGAAUUUCAGUACGAGAAGAAAGAAAAGUACUGGGAGGAGCUUUUGAAGACGCGUGACAUCGAGAUCAAGCUCGUCAAGACGAGACUCGAGGCUUCCAGCAUCAAUGUUCAGGUGUCGAAUUCACUCGAGAAGCUUGAUUAUCUUAGUGUUUGAACAGAAAUUGGGACUGGAGAAGGACGAACUGGCGAAAACUGUCUUGGAAGAAACUGCCCGUUUUGGAGGAGCCAUCGAAACGGAGAGAAUGCUCAGGGAACAGGUUCAGUUUCAACCUCAGCUUGAUGUUUCACUUCCAGUUCAGAAAGAGUUCAAAAGAAAAUUAUUUUCAGCUCAUGAGUAAAAAAAAACUCUUUGAAAUAAAGGAACUUGCAGUUUUCGAGUUAAACUUAUCACUUUAUAAGGGCAAGAAAUAUAUUUAUUGUUUGAUGAAGCUGCAAAAGAAAUUGGUUAGAAAAUUUGAAAUUAGUUUUGAACCUUUUCUAUCGCAAAAAAAUCUAGAACUUUGAAACGUCUAAAAAAAUUUGCCUUUUUUUGAAAGUCGUUUCCUACUUUUUUUCUUACAAAUAAUGAGAAGUUAAAGUAGAGAUUCUAGAAAACUUUAGAAAUCUUCUUUCUUAUAAUAAAACAACUAAGAAAGAACCAAGAAAGAAUUUCUCUUUUUGAAAGUGAGAAUUUUAAAGAAAUAUUCGAAAGUUAUGUACAAGAAAGCUAUUGUUUUACAAGUUCCCAGAUCAUUUUUAAAACUCCAAAUCAUUCAUUUUUUUUAAAUUCAGAAAUCUUUUUAGCGAUAAAUUUUUAACGCUUUUUAGGUGAAACAAUAUGCGGACAAGUAUGCCGAGUUGACAGAAAGUUUGAGCAAGAGCAACAGCGUUUUUGACAAAUUUAAGAAGGAGAUUGACCGAGUAAGCCUUUUUCGCGUUGAUGUUGUUCUUUUAUUUUUCGAAAUUACCAGAAAGAUGCGUUUUCAGGUAAACUCCAAUUGUAGAAAAGUUGAAUCGGACGUGAACAAAUGGAGACAAAAGUAUGAAGAAGCCAGCAGGUUUGAUGUUUCAUCUUUUAUUUCUGAAUUUUGACUCAAUUUUUCUUAUUUCAAGUUUGAAACUUUUCCUUGACUUUACCUUUUAGUCUCUUAUAAAAAAAGAGUUUUUUUAAGAGCCUUGAGUCAAAAAAAGGAAGAAAAAAAAUAAUGUUAGAUUUGCUUGUUUGAAAUGAGAACUGUGCUCAUCGAUUUUUUUAUUUCACUCGCAACCUAGGAUUUGAAAAGAACCUUCCGCAUGGACUUUUGUGGAAUAUCGUAUUUUGCAACUGGAAAAUACCGCUUGAAUCUAUCUAUUUUCAUAAUUUUAUAAUGAAUUUGGCCCUAUACAGCGGCUGGAUUCCACCCCAGCCUUUUGCGCGCGGAAAAGAAUUUGAAAAUGUAGCCAGAGAGAGCUGUAGCUGAUUCACGACUCACUUGAGCCAUCGAAAAAUGGGUCCUGACAUGUUCAAAAAAAAGAAGUAACGCCUUUUUGGUGGAGAGCUUAGACAAGCCACGCCUCUCUGCGUCGCAAUUUAGCCGUGAACCGACUACAGUACUGACUGUUUUUCAAGAUUUUUUGGGAAGGAGUUUGAAAAGAGAUGAAUUGCCAACAGAAAGAAAAUAUUUUCAUGGAAAAAUCAAAAAAAGAGACAUUUGAGAAACGUGUUGGUCCUCACGAUGGCGAACAAGGAGUUGGUGGAGAACUCGUCGGUGCAAGACAAGAAGUUGGAGAAACUGGAGUCGUUGUGCAGAGCUUUGAGCGCCCGGACGCCGGCCGCCGCGCCGACGCCCGCCGUCGAAAACUCUCAGUGA